AUGGCCUGGGCCUCCUGCUGGGGCCUGGCGGUGCUGCUGAGCGCCCCCUGGGGGCUGCCGCGGGGCAGCGCCGGGCAGCCCUGGGCGGGCGAGAAGGGCAUCUCGGUGCCGGACCACGGCUUCUGCCAGCCCAUCUCCAUCCCGCUCUGCACCGACAUCGCCUACAACCAGACCAUCCUGCCCAACCUGCUGGGCCACACCAGCCAGGAGGACGCCGGCCUGGAGGUGCACCAGUUCUACCCGCUGGUGAAGGUGCAGUGCUCGCCCGAGCUGCGCUUCUUCCUCUGCUCCAUGUACGCCCCCGUCUGCACCGUGCUGGAGCAGGCCAUCCCCCCCUGCCGCUCCCUGUGCGAGCGGGCCCGCCAGGGCUGCGAGGCCCUCAUGAACAAGUUCGGCUUCCAGUGGCCCGAGCGGCUCCGGUGCGAGAACUUCCCCGUCCACGGGGCCGGCGAGAUCUGCGUGGGGCAGAACACCUCGGACGCGGCCGGCGGAGGGGGCACGGGCGGCCCCGGGCCCCCCACGGCCCGCCCCACCCCCUACCUGCCCCACCCCCGGGGGCCCCCGCCGCCCCCCGCCGGCUACGCCUUCGCCUGCCCUCGCCAGCUUAAGGUGCCCCCGUACCUGGGCUACCGCUUCCUGGGCGAGAAGGACUGCGGGGCCCCCUGCGAGCCGGGGCUGUCCAACGGGCUGAUGUACUUCAAGGAGGCCGAGGUCCGCUUCGCCCGCCUCCUGGUGGGCAUCUGGUCCGUCCUCUGCUGCGCCUCCACCCUCUUCACCGUCCUGACCUACCUGGUGGACAUGAGGCGCUUCAGCUACCCGGAGAGGCCCAUCAUCUUCCUCUCCGGCUGCUACUUCAUGGUGGCCGUGGCCUACGUGGCGGGCUUCCUGCUGGAGGACAAGGUGGUCUGCGUGGAGCGCUUCUCCGAGGAGGGCUACCGCACCGUGGUGCAGGGCACCAAGAAGGAGGGCUGCACCAUCCUCUUCAUGAUCCUCUACUUCUUCGGCAUGGCCAGCUCCAUCUGGUGGGUCAUCCUCUCCCUCACCUGGUUCCUGGCCGCCGGCAUGAAGUGGGGCCACGAGGCCAUCGAGGCCAACUCCCAGUACUUCCACCUGGCCGCCUGGGCGGUGCCCGCGGUCAAGACCAUCACCAUCCUGGCCAUGGGGCAGGUGGACGGGGACGUGCUGAGCGGGGUCUGCUACGUGGGCAUCUACAGCGUGGACGCCCUGAGGGGCUUCGUCCUGGCCCCGCUCUUCGUCUACCUCUUCAUCGGCACCUCCUUCCUGCUGGCUGGCUUCGUGUCCCUCUUCCGCAUCAGGACCAUCAUGAAGCACGACGGCACCAAGACGGAGAAGCUGGAGAAGCUCAUGGUGAGGAUCGGGGUCUUCAGCGUCCUCUACACGGUGCCCGCCACCAUCGUCCUGGCCUGCUACUUCUACGAGCAGGCCUUCCGGGACUCGUGGGAGAAGACGUGGCUCCUCCAGACCUGCAAGAGCUACGCCAUCGAGUGCCCCACCGACUUUGCCCCCAUGAGCCCUGACUUCACCGUCUUCGUCAUCAAGUACCUCAUGACCAUGAUUGUGGGCAUCACCACGGGCUUCUGGAUUUGGACUGGCAAGACGCUCCAGUCUUGGCGGCGCUUUUACCACAGACUCAGCACGGGCAGCAAAGGGGAGACCGUGGUAUGAGGGUCUCCCCCCAGCCCCCUUUCUCAAGGCCGCUCUUGGUUUCUUGUGUGGGAGACAAGAGAAGGAAAAUGGGGUGGAAGGGGCGGGUGGGGCCUCCAAAAUCUGCCUUGUUCUUAACCAACAGAGAAAAAAUUAUGCGUGCAAAGAACCUCCUGACUUGGUUUUCCUCCCUGGCCGAGUUGGAAAUGCAC
This is a messenger RNA of Euleptes europaea (tarantolino), 1877 nucleotides long. RefSeq names its product frizzled class receptor 7 (gene FZD7). Gene Ontology annotation, molecular function: Wnt receptor activity; Wnt-protein binding. The transcript has a single exon. Bases 1 to 1686 code for a protein of 561 amino acids. Gene Ontology annotation, biological process: canonical Wnt signaling pathway; non-canonical Wnt signaling pathway. The record is from RefSeq and is a predicted model, not a curated record. NCBI's taxonomy places the organism in Eukaryota, Metazoa, Chordata, Lepidosauria, Squamata, Sphaerodactylidae. Gene Ontology annotation, cellular component: plasma membrane.